GCUGAAUGAGCUCGCGCUCAGGGGUCUGAGCGGCGCGUGUGAGCGGCGCUCAUUCAACCGCUGAUGCUGCGAGCGCGUGCUUCCCGGAGUGCAGCGCGAGGAAGUGCAGCGAGAGUCUCUGUGCUCUCGUGCGCGUUGGAGAGGAGAUGGGAGAACAGCUUUGAAGCGAAAGCUCGGAGUUCAGAUAUGGAGUUACCGCGCAGGUCACGCGCGCGUGCCGCGCUGCAAUAAGGCUCAAGAUGAGUGUCGCGCGGCAGCUGGAGAGGCGCCCCUCCAUACCGACGCUCUGAUCCGCGCGCUUGUUUGCUCUUCAUCUCCCUAUUAUUCUUAAUAUUUGCCAGGAAAAGACGGUACAGCUCGUCAUGUCAUCUCCUGUCUUCUGAAUUCGGAGAAGUAAACAGUCGACGUGUUUUUCUCGUGAAACUGCCAGCUCUGCAUCACCAUGGGGACCGUGCUGUCGCUGUCGCCGGGCGCCCGUAAACCAGGCUAUUACGACCACCACCACCCGGGCUCGCUCAGCCACUACCCCAGCCUGAGCAGCCGCUCCCUGAACACCCAGAAGGACCGCAGCCUGAAGAGAGGCCAGUCCAUUUUCCUGCCGGCGCUCAAUUGGAAGCGAUUGGUGGCCUCCACCAAGAAGAAGGGUGGCCACUCCAAGAAGGGCUCCAGCGGACCGGUGGCUCUUGCAGACUCUCUGAACAACAACAACAACAUCUACCAGAAAGACCCGCUGUUGCACCUGAACCGCGAGAAUGUCAAGAAGUCUCUGUCCUGUGCCAACCUUUCCAACUAUGAGGGCCCAGCAGGACUGGGUCUGGGGCUCGGAUAUGGGCUCGGACUGGGUCAGGGGCCCGCCUACGGCCACGGCAGAUCCCAUCAGCUGUCCUCCGUGAAGAAGGUUCCACAGGGAAGCUCCUCCCCAAAGCGUGUCAUCGUACAGGCCUCCACCAGUGAACUCCUGCGCUGCCUGGGUGAGUUUUUGUGCUGCCGCUGCUACCGUCUCAAGCAUCUGUCUCCGGCUGACCCAGUGCUGUGGCUGCGCGCCGUGGACCGCUCGCUGCUGCUGCAGGGCUGGCAGGACCAGGCCUUUGUCACACCGGCCAACGUGGUCUUUGUCUACAUGUUGUGCCGCGACGUGGUGGACGGGGAUGUGGUGGCGUCAGAGCACGAACUGCAGGCCAUCCUGCUCACCUGCCUCUACCUGUCCUACUCAUACAUGGGCAACGAGAUCUCAUAUCCGCUUAAGCCCUUUCUGGUGGAGGCGGGAAAGGAGGCUUUCUGGGACCGCUGCCUCGCCAUCAUCAACGCCACUAGCGCCAAGAUGCUGCGCAUCAACGCCGACCCGCACUUCUUCACUCAAGUCUUCGCUGAACUCAAAAGCGAAGGUGGCUGUGGCCCUCAGGACUACAGCCGGGUUCUGGAUCGAUGAGUUGGUCUCUUCUGACCCCUCCACCACCAUGUUUGCCUGCAGAUUCUUCUCCAGGCUCCUGAUUGGACAUUCUUCAUGUUCAAUUUCUGGGAACUUAUUUGCAUUUUGUAUCCAAAGUGAGUUCACAUCAAACGGGUAACCAUUUGGUCCACCUGUCCCCUUAGGCCCCCGCCCGCCAUGCCAGGUUUUGGUCUAAGUCGUCUCAGCUGCUGCAGGAAGCAGAUUUUUUCUUCAGAAACCAGAGAAGUCUGACUUCUGGACUCUUUACUGAAAGACGGGAGCAGCUGCAGCUUCAGAGGGAUCGCAAACCACACAGGUCGCAUGUGCAGAGGCCUUUGUGUGUGUGUGUGGGGGUGUGUGUGCGUGUGUGUGGGGUAAUGUAUCUGUGCCGUGAGAGUCGAUCAGUGUGUCUGUGCACAGUGGUGGCAGGCAGCCAGGGUCAUCAGCUGUUUACCCCCCCUCUCCUUUGUUUCCUGCAACAUGUCCACAACACACACGUGUACACACACACACACACACACACACAUUGGUAAUGGGAUUAUUGGAUUAUCAGCAGAACCCCUCCCCACUCUCAGCUUCUGCCCCCACCUCCUGGGCCAGUCUGCAUGCAGGACAGUGGUGGGAAGUUGGUGUUCAGGCCUUGAAAAUGACAAACAAGCGUUGCCCUUCUUGCUGCCACCGAGAGGCUUUUAGGGACAGUCUGUAAAUUUCUGUCUUUGGUUGUUUCUGACGAGUCAAAGUGGGAGCAGAUAUAGAGUUUUUGCUCCAUAGCAAACUAGCUUCCAAAUGCCAGAUGGGGACAUUUGAAAAAGUCAAGUUAUUAUUUAUUGUCUUAAAACUUAGCAGUUUGAUGACACAUCUGAUAAAAGAAUGUCUAUUCUGGGAAAAAGGAAAGAAAAGUAGAAUUUUAGAUGAAACAUUUCUGCCCAAAAAUAAAAAAAAAUGUCCUGUCUGACCACAGUUGAACAGUCAGAAUUUUCGGAAUAACUAACAUGGAUCUUCAUUUAAUAAGAUUUGCAAGUGGCGCUCUUGUGGUUCAGAUUUUUACUUUGAAGUCUUUCAAUUGGAGACACACAUUUGUGGUAACACAAUAUCUAGGAACAUUUUUCCAGACAGUUAGGUGUUUAAAAUCCACAGGGAGUGUUUACAGUCUUCUUUUCUCUGGAAUGAGUCCCAGUUGAUGGUACGUUCUCUCUGUGACUCAAAUCCAAUGGCAGAAUUGUUGAUAACUGUCCUUCCUUUCAUCUGGUUUGGUUUCACACAAAAACUCAGAAAGGAACCGAAAACUGGAACCACCGGGAAAAAUCAUGCAGCUCAGGCCUCUGACAUGAUCAACGCUUUUGCUUUUCUAAUGUCUCUGUUGGCUGUUUUUCAGAGUUUAUAAAUAUGUGAUUAACAGCUCUUAUGUAAUUUUCCAUGCUUGGCCCUCCUCCUCCUCUCUGGAGUAUGAAGAAGGUCUUUGUUUGCGUUCACACUGAAGUGAACCACACCAGAAUUCAGAUGAGCUUCCACACCUGCCAGCAUGGGAAAUGAAGUCAGGUGUGGAUCAAACCAGGAAUAAACGUGUGAAUGGGCUCUUACUGUGCCAACCUCCCCACAUUUUUCUCACUUUAAACUGAAAAUAGUUUAGGUGAUUUAAAAAACUAAGAUGACAAGAGGGAACCUUGCUACUUUAAAUAUUUUUUAGUUCUAAAUUAUUUUCAGCGCAGUGAGACAAACGUAAAAUUUGACAGUUGUACGUUACAUAGAAAUUAUUUUUUAUUGAUAUAUAUUAGUAUUUUUGUUAUUUUAUUUAUACUUCUCUCAAUGUUGAGAAGAAACUAAUUUCUAAAUGAUAUCUUAAUGAAAUAAUCCAGUAGCUCUUAAACAUAAUGAGAAGGACACAUCAUUGCUUCCUUUAUUCAUUCUUUAGAACAGUAGAACAUCGGAGAACCGAGUUAAGAGCAUUCUAUCCAACUAUUCCUGAAGGUCCAUCCGGGCCAUCAAAGAAGAACUUGUGAAGUUUUCUUUUUGAAAAGUUCCAGUUCCAGACUUAUUCCUGCUGCUGCAUCUUUAAAGAAAGACCCUUUGAUCUCAAACAUUUUAUAUUCCCCUUAAAAGGUUUUUUAAAAAUGAGCAAUGUUUGACAUUUUGGGUAGGAAAUGGAAGUGGAAGCUAAAAGCUGAAUCACUGAUGGAUUAACAAACACAUAAACCACGAUUUUUAUCAAUAGCCUUCCGCUUUUUUGUUUGAGUCAAUGACAGCUGCAGUUUAUACAUCGAAGAUUAAACUUUGUGUUGCGUUCAAGGACUGUUAUUUUGACGACUUUCGACUGCAGUUUAAAGUAUUUCAAUUCAGGACUUCAGCAGUCCUGAUCAAAAAGAAUUUGAGAAAAUAUACCAUAUUUUCUGCACUAUAGGACCCACUUGAUUAUGAGGCGCACAUCAAUGAAUAAUCCAUUUCAAAUGUUAUGUCAGGGCGCACCAAACUAUAAGGCCCAUUAAGCUAGACAAAAGAGUCAAAGUCUGUCAGUCAGUCAGACUUUAUUAAAGGUAAAGUCACUUUAGCUGUUUGACAUUUGUUCUUCACAUUAACUGCAUUCACAGGAACUGCCGAACUAGCAUGUAACACGGUACAUGAUAGGCUAUUACCAAUACAUGUAACUUUAUGUGUAGGUAACACGUAAAAACACUGUCUGACACUGCUACAAGUUAGCCGCAUUAGCGUAUUCACAAAAACACCCAACCAUGUGUAUUAAUCCAUAUAUAAAAAAUAAUCCUUAUAUAGUAAAGAUUAUAAGGUUCAUUUUUUAUUUUUUGAAAAGAAUUAAGCCUUAUACAGUUGUGCGGAAAAUGCGAUAAAACAAUCUGAUCUGGUAAGUUUGAAUGUUGCAAACAGCUCUUGGGCUGAAGUUUCUCCCUGACCUUAAAGUUUCUCUGUUCAUAAAUAGAAUCAUUGAACUAAACGCUUUUGAAAACAAAUGAACCCCGAUCCAGUGGAGACGAGACCCCCUGAGAAGCUGGACUAUGGGCCCUUCAGAAUGAGUCACCAUUUGCUGGUGGAGUUUAUUUUGAAAAUCAGCGGGAGUCAGCUGCCUGUACUGUGUUGAUUUCCUCCCAGUUCCGUCAGUCUGUUCAGAUUUAUGUUUAUAGCACAGCUGAAACCACCUUCAGUGGAGCAGAGCUCUAUGGUGUGGUGGUGGCGGCAGUGGGGUGGGGGUUAACGGUGCCCCUCCAGCUGUAGGUCUUAACUGGCAAAGGGGCCUUGAUCUUUCCACCCUGUCACACAGAAUAAACUCUGUGGAGUUGCCCUGCAGUUUGCAUCAGCGAGGGAAUAAACCCCCCAACCCUGGGGAUGUGUUCUGAGCUGGCACCUGCCUCUGUGAGGGGUGCUGGCAUUGAGUCAUGAGUGAGCGAUGCUCAGCUUUCUCGGCGGCCAUGUUGCUCAUCGUUGCGCUCAGGCCCCACAAGGAUGCCUGUGUAUUCACACACACACACACACACACACACACACCCUUCUCGUUUUCAAACACUCAGCUGUUGUUCACUGCCUGCUUCAUUGGAUCUAUCAACCUCCAGGAGGCAAAAUUGUUUGCUGUGUUUUUGAGUGAAUGUGGGUCAAAGUUAAAGGCAGCGACUGCUCCCCCCUCCUCCAAAGUUACAUCUGUGAUCAGGGGUGUGAUGUCACUCGACUGUCCAAUCAAAUCUGUUCCUGGAGCGGAGAGGCUUGGCGGCAGCUUCGACCGAAGCCGCAGAAUCUUCAGAGACUUACCGCAGAGGGCAUGUGAGACCAGGAUGGACCCUGAGCUGCUCCAGCUCCUCAAACUCUGAUGGUGGGCUCGCGGAAAUCAAAAUUUAAAGAGUUCAUGCUAUUUCUUUCCAUGAAGAAGCUUCAGGCUUUUUCAAAAGGAGGUCAGGAACGUUCUGAAGUUUAUGGACGGACUCGUCUGGGUUGGAGCUCUGUAUGAAGAUUUUUCAUCUUCACUGGGGUUUUUCUGGGAUCUGUGGAUCAAAAAACUAAAACAAAAAGUGAACCACCGACCCUGCGAGUGCACAGCUCUGUGAGUUGUGUCAUUCUGGAUGCUGCUGUAGUUGAACUGACAAUGUAAAAAUGUGUUUCUGUAAAAAUGAGUUCAGAAUAAGGAGGAAGCUGUAGUAGCAUUGCCGUGUAGUAGUGUGCAUGCCAGCCCCAUAGUUUAGAAAUUUUUUUUAACUUCCUGCUUCUGUCUUAUUUUUUUAUACGUGCUUAUUGGUUUCUGUUGCAAAUUUAACCUAGAUAUGAUGCAGCUUCACUCUCAUCUUUAAGAUGGUCUCAAGUGUAACAUGAUAAUAGAUACAAAAAUCUGUCUUGUCCUUUGAUAAAAGCUCUUACAGAGUCAAAUCACUCCGUUUAGAAGGGACUCUGCAAAGAUGGAUCAUUUUAAAAAGUUAAAUGUUUCUUUUUGCAUUAAUACAGGAGGCUCCAGCUCCUCCCAUCACCUAGCCUGCACCACUCUUACAUCCCACCUAUACGAAGUGAAAGUGAAAACACUGUUGAUGGAAAAACUUGAAAAAAUUUCAUUUUUGUCAUACGUUGUUUCUUUUUUUAUGAUUUGUUGUUUACUUUAUUGAUUAUUUAAUAAAGAAUGAAGCUGAAAUCCA
Oryzias latipes (Japanese medaka) is the source of this 6048-nucleotide messenger RNA. RefSeq names its product cyclin-dependent kinase 5 activator 1. Gene Ontology annotation, biological process: brain development; axon guidance. Gene Ontology annotation, cellular component: growth cone; cytoplasm; protein kinase 5 complex. Gene Ontology annotation, molecular function: protein kinase binding; cyclin-dependent protein serine/threonine kinase activator activity. Lineage: Eukaryota; Metazoa; Chordata; Actinopteri; Beloniformes; Adrianichthyidae. The record is from RefSeq and is a predicted model, not a curated record.